AUGUCAGACUGCGAGAUCAAUUUUAUGGAUAAUGACUCUGGGAAUGACUCAGAUAAUAACCAUGGCAAAAAACGUAAUAUAUUUAUGAAGAAAAGAGUCAUUAAGAAAAAAGCAGGUGCAGAUAAUAAGAAAAAGUAAUAAAAACUGAAAAAAGUAUUCACAUUCAGUCAUUCUAAGCCAAAUGGGGGCAGUAACAUUGAAGACGAUGAUGACAAUAACCAAGACAUAAAAGAGCAUGCCAAUCCUGAGGAGAGUAAUCCAUUUAGCAGUUUUUCUUUCGAUGGAGGAAAGAACAAUGGAAUUAUGGAACAAAGUUAGCAAAGUGAAUACAUGAAUGAUAAUGAUCUUGAUUCUUAGUACCCUGAACUAGGUAAAGAAAUCACCUAAGAUGAUGACUCAGCUAUCAGUAAAAAGUAAAACAGGUUAGACUGGUUCAAAAAGAAUAGAAUGUAUUUGAAAAGACUUCGAAAUCAAAAAGCAGAUGCCUCUUCCGCAUCAUAGAUCAGUGAUGGAAUAUUUGAUCCUGAUGGAGUCAACAAGGAUGAUUUAAUUGUUGAGUCAUUCAAUGCCCCUUCUUAGAAAAACAAAGGAUAGCAAGCAAAGGAGAUUGAAUUCUCACAGGCAUAAGAAAUAUACUCCAUGCCAGAAACUAUAACAUUUACUAAUACUGUUACGUAUGGUAGAAUCGUGGGAAAACCUUCAAAUGAAAAUUAGGAUAAGGAUGCCCCUCCAAUGGUUAAAUAUGUCAAAGGCUAUGGUCGCUUGAGCUUCUAUCAGAACAUACUUUUGCUUGCAGCUUUCAUAAAUUUUUCUCAAACGAAAUUAAAAGUUUAAUUAGUAUCGCUAUACUCUUUCCAAAGAGAUGGAAUCAAGAAGGGGAUCAAGUUCUAUGGGAGGAUUGUAAUUAAUGAUGAUUUUGGAACAGGUAAAUCUUUAUAAGCACUUGGCUUAUCACUAGCCUAUAAAAAUGAAUGGCCACUCAUGAUAUUGUGUCCUAAAUUUGCUCUAUACAUGUGGAGAUAUGAAAUUUUGAAGUGGUUACCUGGCUAUGACAUAAAUAAAAUAUAGAUAAUUAAGAAUGAAUCCUAAGCUUUUGAUUAGUAGUAUUCUAUAACUAUAAUAAGUUACGAUCACGCUGCAAUUAUGGCAAAUAAAAUUGAAGAUUAUAAAUUUAAAGUCUGCAUCGCCGACGAAGCAUAGAUUUUUAGAGCAAGAGAGUCUAAAAAUGGCAAAAUUUUGAUUAAUUUAAUCAGUAAUAUGAAAAGAUCUAUUGUUUUAACAGGAUGUAACUUAACAAAAAAGCCUCAAGAGAUUUACAGUCUCAUGCGUAUAGUAAGACCUGAUAUAAUGCCUGGCUUUUAUGAGUUUGGAUAUAGAUAUUGUGAUCCAAGAUAAUCCUUCGAAGGAAUUGAUUUCACCAAUGCCGGUAACAUGAUUGAGCUUAAGUAAUUGCUAGAUAAGAGAAUUCAGACUAUUUAUAAGCGAAAGUACAUCUUCAGUGAACUCCCAGACAGAAUGAGAUAAAAACUCGAAAUUACAGCUGAAACUCAAAUAGUAGUGAAAAUUCAAUCACUGCUAUAAAACUAUGUGAAGCCUUGGGAGGAUUAACACCCUAAUUAAAGUUUCUUCUUAGAGAUGUUCCAAAAUUUUUACGAAAAUCCUAAUAAAGAUUAAACUAAAUUUUUAUGUGAUCCAACUGAUGAUAGUAGACCUAGCUUUCAAAAGACGUUAAAGUAGAUUUUUAGAGAUUUAUAUGAUUACUCAGGUCUUGCAAAGUUAAAAGUUACACAAGAUAUAAUUGAUAAUAUUCUUGAAAAUGGAAUGAGAGUUUUGAUAUUCAGCUAUCAUCUAACCUUUAUUACUUCUAUUGAGGAUCAUUUAUCUAGAAAGACUAAGUUUUUAUUUCUAGGUAAAAAUGUGGAUGAUGAUUAUAAGCAAGAUAUAUGUGAUAAAUUUAACAAUGAAGAUGAGUAUAAAGCUGUUUUGAUAGACUUGAGUGAAGAUCUAUCAGAUAUUAAAUUCAAUACGCCUAAUACUAUCAUUCUGUUUGCUGAGACGUUUUGGAAUACCCUGUAUAUUGAAAGAGCUGAGAAGAUGAUAGAUACACCUGGCUAGAAAUCAGCUAAUAACAUAAUUUAUCUCUACGGUAGAUACACUUUAGAUGAAUACAUCUAUAAACUAUUAUACAAUUAAAACUAGAGUUUAUACUCAGAACUUGAGCCUCUCUAACUUGAUUUGCAAAACUUUAGAGUUCAAUAAACGCUUGGAUAAAAUUAUGAUGAAAUAAAGGACACAUAAGUCAAUUGGAAUACCCAAGCCUUUGCCACAUAUACUUAACUAACUUAAAACUAGCAAAAUACAGAUUUUCAAGCAAUCGAUCCUCUUGCGCCAGUUUAGAUCUAUCAAAAGGGAAAUUUAACUCUUGAAAACAUGUUUUUAAGGUAGCAUCUUGACAAUCGACAACAGGAAUAUCUAAAGGAAUAAAAACAUGUUACGAAUAAAGAUAAAUAGAUCAGCUAGGAAUCAUAAGAUAAAGAUAGCGAUAGAAUUGAAGGUUCUUAAUCAGAUAUUAAUGACGAAGAUCUGGUUGGGGUUAUGACUUAAAAAGCUGGCAAUAAAAUUAAAAGUAAGUAAAAAGAGGAAGUAAAAGAGGAAAUUAAAAUAGAGGAGUAAAAGUGUGAAUUAGAUGAUCUAGAUGAUGACGAAUUGAAUGAAAUCCUAGGUCUUUGA
This is a messenger RNA of Stylonychia lemnae, 2730 nucleotides long. The record is from the annotation of a GenBank genome assembly. Lineage: Eukaryota; Ciliophora; Spirotrichea; Sporadotrichida; Oxytrichidae.